CACGUUUUCUCGUGCCAGAGCAGGUGAGAAUUCCGCCGAACACCUCUCUCUCGCCUUGCAGGCUUGCCGCCCAUCCCGCCGCCGCCGCCGCCCAAUGCCACCGGCUACCCCUAACGCGACCAGAUGGCCCAAGACCCUCACCGCCGACAACCUCCACCGCCUGGUCCGCGCGGAGCAUGACCCGCGCCGUGCGCUCGCGCUCUUCGACGCGGCCACCGCUAGGCCCUCGUCGGCGUCCCCGCCCGACGAUUCGCCGCCCGCCGCCGGGCCCGUCCUCCCGUCACGGGACACCGUCUCCCUCCUCACGUCCCGCCUCGCCUCCGCCGGGCUCCUCCCGCUCGCUUCCUCCCUCCUCUUCCGCUCGCGCGAGCUCUUCCCCUCCCCCGGCGCGCUCGAGGCCCCCUUCCUAUCCCUCCUCCGCGCCUACUCCCGCGCCCACCAGCCCCUCGCCGCACUCCACCUCUUCCGAUCCGCGCCCUCCGCCCUCGGCCUCCCGCACUCCGCCCGCUCCUACACCGCGGUCCUUGCCACCCUCGUCGCUCAUUCCCAACUCUCCCUGGCGCGUUCUCUCCUCGCCGACAUGCGCGCCGCUGGCUUUGCCCCCACCACUGCCACCUACAACGUUCUCAUAAAGGCCCACUGCUCCGACGCCGCCGUCCCCAUCGACGACGCCGUCCGCCUUUUUCAAAACAUCGCUAAGCCCGACGUGUGCUCCUACAACACUGUCAUUGAUGGGCUCUGCCGCCGCGGCCGCCUGCCAGAGGCCUGCGACCUGUUCGCGGAGAUGAUUGCGAAUGGCAUUGCACCAACGGUGGUUACUUACACUACUGUUAUCCACUGGCUCGCGCGGGAGGCUUGCUUUGAUGAUGCACUUAAACUGUUCGAUGAAAUGUCCGGGAGAGGCAUCAUGCCGAAUGUGGUAACAUACAGUUCACUGAUCGACGGGUUGUGCAAGGGUGGGCGUGCAGCCUCAGCACUGGAGUUGCUAGACAGGAUGGUCAGGGAGAGGAAGCUUCCAAAUACAAUCACAUAUAGUUCUGUUAUUGAUGGGCUCUGUAAGGAGGGCCGGCUGGGUCAGGCAAUGGAGAUUUUAGACAGGAUGCGUCUCCAGGGGAGGAAGCCUGAUGCUGGGUUAUUUGGUAAGCUAAUUACUGGGUUAUGUGAUUCAGGAAGGGCUUUGGAGGCUGCAAAUUACCUGGAUGAGAUGAUUCUUGCUGGCAUUGAACCGAACCGCUUGACUUGGAGCCUGCAUAGCAAGAUAAAUGAUGCAGUGGUGAAAACACUAUGUGCUAAGGGUGAAGUUAGCAGGGCUUUUCAGGUGUACCAGAGCAUGCGGACCCGUGGAAUUUCUACUGAGCCAAAAACUUUCCAUCUCCUAGUAGAAUGCUUAUCAAAGAAGAACUAUUUAGAGAAAGCUGCUCAUGUUGUGCGCGACAUGUUAUCAGAAAGAUGCAUCCCUGAGAGGGAAACAUGGGAUACAAUUGUGCGUGCAUAUUGGAGUAAGAAAAAGGUAAGACAAGAAGCUGAGGAAAUGUGGAGCCAGUUAACAGUUACAAAUUGAAACAGUCUACACUGUUGAUACAUCGUAUGCACGAGCUGUUGCCAAGCAAACAUUGUGAUCAGAGGUCAUAUACUUGUUAGUCCUUCCAUCAUGUUGUUACACAUUGAUGAUAACUGUGAACUGUUUUUGAAGCUACAAGCAACUGGCAAUAGUCAGGCCCAAACAACUUUACAAAAUAUGGAUUUAUGGAUCUUCAUGCUAUUGGCUAGGAGAGCAGGAGUAUAACCAUGAAAAAAAAAUCAAAAGACAGAAUAUCAAUCAUCAAGAUACACGCUACUGCUUGAUUUAUCAACAAGAACUUGAGCAAGCAAGAUCUUUGACUACCCAACUAUUGUGGAGAGAGUGGAGAGCCAAUGCCAUUGUGGGUGGCUGGGAAACUGACAAACUGCAUCCUGCCAAUAACCACCACAGUAGCCAGCAAUACUGUGAGAACUUGCUUUGUAUCCUCUUAUGGUAUUUUAAAAGCAAAACACCAGUCUAACAGCGCUAUGGCAACAAAAGUCAUUGCUGAAACAGUUCCAUGGACAAAGUCUAUAAAUUGUAUCAAUUCCACUACAACGUAUGCAUCAAGAGGUGCUCCGUUGUAGAUGACCUGGAAUCCCCCAAACCUAUAGCGUGCAUUCCCUUCCUUAUCCCUGAAGCCAUAGGCGAAACUGAGAAGAAAGCAUGGCAAUUCACAUAGCACAACAAACCCUCAUGUUACCAUUUGAUGGAUGUCACUGCAGGAGCCUUGUGUUUGUGCUGCCAAGGUUGGAGCUUGGAACUGGAAGACAAGCACAGUGCCUGAUGGGAAGAAACUUGGUCAUGCGCUUGUAUAUCCGGCCGAUUACUUUCUGCAUGGGCUCAUGUGUUGCUUGUGCGAUCAAAUAUAUUCAACAAAAGAGGAUGCCUCUGAUCCUGAUCCUGCCAGUAAUUCUAUCGUGGUGACGGUGGUGUGGAGCAGACAUUUGGCCCAAUCUUUUCGCUUAUACUUAUGUUUAUAAGCUAAAAUUUGAAUUUUAAGACAUAAAUUUAGAGUUGAUUUUAUG
Molecule: messenger RNA, 2589 nt
Organism: Oryza brachyantha (malo sina)
Lineage: Eukaryota; Viridiplantae; Streptophyta; Magnoliopsida; Poales; Poaceae
Product: pentatricopeptide repeat-containing protein At5g46100
Exons: 2
Coding region: 95-1561 (488 amino acids)
Molecular function (GO): protein binding
Source: RefSeq, a predicted model, not a curated record